GCAGCAUGAAGCUGGUGCAGCACCCCAACGUGGUGCGCCUCUACCAGGUGCUGGAGACGCCGGCCCGGCUCUACCUGGUGCUGGAGCUGGGGGACGGCGGGGACAUGUUCGACCUCCUCAUGCGGCACCAGGGCGGCCUGGGGGAGCAGAGGGCCAAGCGCUACUUCGCCCAGAUCGUGCACGCCAUCUCCUACUGCCACCGGCUUCACGUCGUCCACCGGGACCUCAAGCCCGAGAACGUGCUCUUCUUCCAGGAGCAAGGGGUGGUCAAGCUCACCGACUUCGGCUUCAGCAGCUGCUUCCAGCCGGGCACCAUGCUAGCCACCAGCUGCGGCUCCCUCGCCUACUCGGCCCCCGAGAUCCUGCUGGGGGAGGAGUACGAUGCCCCUGCCGUGGAUGUCUGGAGUUUGGGUGUCAUCCUUUACAUGCUGGUGUGUGGACAUCCCCCUUUCCAGGAGGCCAACGACAGUGAGACCCUGACCAUGAUCCUAGACUGUCACUACGUGAUCCCAUCAGACAUCUCCCUCCUGUGUGCAGACCUUAUUGCCCAGAUGCUGCAGCGGGACCCCAAGCAAAGGGCCUCCUUGGAGCAGAUUGAAAGCCACCUGUGGCUACAGGGGGUGGACCCCUCUCCAGCCAGCCGCUGCCUUUUGCCUCUGACAUCACACAGGAGGGUUUCAGAGGAGGAGCAUGAGACCAUCAUCCAGACCAUGAUGUGUGGCCACAUUGCAGACCAAGAAACCAUACAGGAAGCCCUGGAGGCCAAGCGCUACAAUCACGUCACCGCCACCUACUUUCUGCUGGCUGAAAGGAUUCUGCGGGAGAAGCAGGAGAAGCAGAACCGGGCCGAGCACAUCCAGAGCAGAAGCCCAUUGGGGGAUUCCCGUCCCCCUCUGCCCACGGAGUUGCAGCCUGUCACCCAGAAUGCUUUGGAGCGUGCUGGGAAGCCUCUCCUGUCCCUCUCAGCCCUGGGUGAAGGCAAGUCCUCUUCUGGGUUCCAUGCAUGUGGGCAGCCUCUCCGAGCCCUCAUCCAGCCCUCCCUCGUGGAGACGGCCAUCGCCAAGAGCACCCUUGCCUUGCAGCAGAUUUCAGAGGAAGAGGAGGAGGAGGAGGAGGUGACGGUGGCCGAAGAGAAGCCGGGCCUCUUCCGAAGGCGGACCUCCUCUCUGGACCAAGAGCAGAUGUGCCGCUUCCAGAGCACCAAGGCCUCCCUGCUGCUCUGCCGGGCCCUGGCAGCCCAGUACAAAGCAGGGAAGAGCCUUGUCCCUGCCAGUGUCAAGUCCUCCUCCCUGGAACAAGGGCCGGGGACUACUCUGGCGGGUCCCCAGGAGCACAUGUUCCUGAGAAGCGAGCCGGGGUCAGGCCAAGCCCCACGGAUGAAGGAGACGCGCAGCAGCCUCAGCUUGCAAGGGGGGGAAAGGUCUGCCGAAUCCCCAGUGGAAGUCGCCCCGCCAGGCAGCCCAGGAGGGGGCACGGGCAGAACAGUGGUGGAGGCGGGCAGAAUUGAGCACUGCUUAGCAGAGGAAGCAGACAAGAGCAGCGUUCCACUGAUAGGAGGAGACCCUGUUGAGGAGGAACUCUUGGAGGCUGAGGAGGGGAGCUACCUGCUUCAGAGCAGCGCAGCUCUUUUCCAGAGCAGCUGUACCCCAAGAACCAUCAGGGCCGACACGGUGCCGGAUGCAGAAGGCAAGGGCCUUGAGCUGGGGCCACCCCACUGGGCCAAAACCUGUUGCGAGGGCCAGAGCAACGGCAGUGGCCACGAUGGCCUAGCAGACAGCAUUAUCAAGCUUGACCCAGCAAAAGGCAAGAACGCUAACCUGAAAGAUCGGCUCCUGCAGUUUCCGCUCUGUGAAAAGGCCUUGGCCUUCCGGAUGCAGCCCACCUCCAGGGAGAAUCUUCUGUCCUUGGGACAGUUCAACUGCUGCCAUGUCAUCUAGGUCUUUCAAGAGAGACCUAGCUAAGAGGACAAAGAUGGAAAUCUGGGGGAGUGCAAGGCAACAGCCGGCGUCAAAUUUCCAAGGGCCUUUGCUCGUCCUUAUGAAUGGCUGCCUGUAUCCACUCUCAGGAUGGGUGCUUGCCUGUGUGAGAAUCCCAAACCAAACAGGUCCCAGUUUCCACACAGCACCU
Molecule: messenger RNA, 2127 nt
Organism: Python bivittatus (Burmese python)
Lineage: Eukaryota; Metazoa; Chordata; Lepidosauria; Squamata; Pythonidae
Product: serine/threonine-protein kinase SIK2-like
Biological process (GO): protein phosphorylation; intracellular signal transduction
Cellular component (GO): cytoplasm
Molecular function (GO): protein serine/threonine kinase activity; ATP binding
Source: RefSeq, a predicted model, not a curated record